AUGACUCGCAGACGACAUGCGCGCACUCCUGCAGCUAUUAGUCGUCGUAUAGAACAACAUCGCUUGCGUCAUCGAGCACUUAAUCUUCAAGGUAGUGUAGUAGCAAUUUAUACCAAGGCUUCACCAAAGUAG
Messenger RNA from Entrophospora sp. SA101, 132 nucleotides. The record is from the annotation of a GenBank genome assembly. NCBI's taxonomy places the organism in Eukaryota, Fungi, Glomeromycota, Glomeromycetes, Entrophosporales, Entrophosporaceae.